Messenger RNA from Ilex paraguariensis (yerba mate), 225 nucleotides. Lineage: Eukaryota; Viridiplantae; Streptophyta; Magnoliopsida; Aquifoliales; Aquifoliaceae. The record is from the annotation of a GenBank genome assembly.
AUGGGUAAGAAAAGCAAGAAGGGAAUCCUUGUUUAUUGGAAAGGUGGGAGUUUGGUUGCAAAUUUUGUAAGCAAUGGGUUAUGGAACAGGUGUGAGAAUGAUAGCCUUCCAAGUAUAAAAUGGGUUCUUGGGCUUGCAAAGGCUGCAGUCUUAAGACAUGGGGUGCAUGGAAUAGUGAUUGAUCCAUACAACGAGCUCGAUCAUCAGCGUCCAGUAAGCCAGUGA